CAUUUAUGGGAGAUGAUUAAAAAAAAUAUGACUUGUGCUUUUAACUAAUGUUCUCAGUCGUGUUAAAACAUUUAGGUAAGGCUCUUGUGAGCAAUUAAUUGAAAAAUAUGUUGAAUUUUAUAAUCGAUGUUUUAAGUCAGAAAACAAUUGUGUCAGCCAUAGCCGUUUACUUAAUUUAUGUUUAUACUACAUGGAGUUUUAGUUACUGGGCUAAAUUAGGUGUAAAAUGUCCGUGGUCACCAGUUCCUUUAUUUGGACACUUUAUCAAAUCAAUUUUAGGUUUACAGCAUACUAUGGAGGUGUUUGAUACAAUCUAUCAGAAAAUGGGCGAUGAACCAUUUAUUGGUGUUUAUACAUUGAGAAUCCCUCAGCUGAUGAUUAAAGAUCCGGAAAUCGUAGGUCGAGUUCUGAUUAAAGAUUUCCAACACUUUACCGACCGAGGAAUUUACGCUGAUGUUCAUACUAAUCCAUUGAAUAACAAUAUAUUUUUUACGAGUGGUGAACGAUGGAGAACUAUGCGAAAAAAACUCAGUCCAACCUUCACGUUAAAUAAACUGAAGCACAUGAUUGAACAAAUCAAAGAAUGUAGCGAUAGCUUGUUAAUGACCCUUAGACAAACUAUGACGGAAGAGAAGUGUGGGAAAAUAGAAAUCCGUGAGAUGAUGGCCAAGUAUUCUACCGACGUAAUUGGCAGUUGUGCUUUUGGUCUUAAGUUAGAUGCUAUUAAUGAUCCAAAAUCGGAGUUUCGCAAACACGGAAAAGCCGUGUGUACACCUUCGAUCUAUACACAGAUAUGGUUGGCUAUUAUCUUUAUACAGCCAUCUAUAUUGCGUAUGUUUCGGUUAAACAAUUACUCGAAAAAAAACAUUACAUUUUUCCAAGACGUUUUCCAGGAAACAAUUAGAAAAAGGGAAUUAUAUGGUGACAAACGCAAAGACUAUGUAUACAGAUUGAUGAAGGCCAGAAAAGAAUUAGUUUUGAAUCCGGAUACUAAUUUAAGAGAAAAGUUUACAGAGACAGAUAUUGUGGCAAACGCAUAUAUUUUAUUUCUCGCCGGUUUUGAAACUGUAUCUACUACUAUUAGCUUAUGCUUGUAUGAAAUGGCUUUAAAUAAAGAUGUCCAGAGGAAGGUACGAGAAGAAAUAAUGCAAAUUCAAUCUAAAAACGGAGGGAAUAUGGACAGUGAUAGCUUAAACAGUUUACAUUAUACGAGUAUGGUUAUAAAAGAAACUUUGCGGAAAUAUCCACCACUUAUAGCAUUAAAUAGAGAAGUCACUGAACCUUACUUAUUACCAGGUACAAAUAUAACGUUAGAAAAAGGAAUGAAAAUAAUUAUACCUAUUAACUCAAUUCACUACGAUCCGCUGUAUUUUCCUAAUCCUUUUGAUUUCAAUCCUGAACGAUUUUCAGAAGAGAAUAUAGGCAAACUUAGACAAAACACUUACAUCCCCUUUGGAGAUGGUCCUCGAAUAUGUAUAGGUAAAAGGUUUGCAGAGUACGAAAUAAAAUUAGCUCUGUCGGAAGUGCUGAUUAACUAUGAAGUAUUACCAUGCGAAAAAACAAAAGUACCUGUUCAAUUUGUCAUUGGGACAUUUGUUAACCAACCCAAAAGCGUUUGGCUUAAAUUUAAAUCAAUAAAUGGGAUAGAUUUAAGAAUAUUCUUUAGUAUUGUUUCAAUAUACAUAUUUUGUCAAUCAUUUAAAUUAUUCAUCAACGUAAUCAAUUGGUCAGUAAUCGCUCGUUGUUCUUUUAGUACACUAUGUUUAAAAAUGUUUAAAGUCGUUAUCGAGUGUUUUGAUUUAAAAUUUACAUUUCUGGCAAUAGUUUUGGGAGUUUUGUACAGUUAUUCUACUUGGUAUUAUAACUAUUGGUUAAAGUUGAAUAUAAAAUGUCUGAGACCUCCUAUCCCACUAUUUGGUCACUUUUUCUAUUCCAUUAUCGGGCGAAAACAUACGAUGGAUAUCAUAGAUAAUAUUUAUCAGAAAAUGGGUGACGAACCAUUUGUAGGCAUGUACAAUAUGCGUACUCCAGAACUUUUAAUAAAAGAUACAGAACUUAUAGGUCAAGUGCUAAUAAAAAAUUUUAAUAAUUUUACUGAUCGUGGAAUUUAUUACGACGCCCAUGUCAAUCCUUUGCAUAACAACAUAUUUCAUAUUGGAGGAGAAAAAUGGAGAACCAUGCGUCAAAAACUGAGUCCUACUUUUACUACUAAUAAGCUUAAAAACAUGAUUGAUCAAAUUAAAGAGUGCAGUGAUAGUUUGUUAAGUACAAUUGGCCAAUUGGUCACAAAAGAAUCUGGACUUAUAGAAAUCCGAGAUCUGAUGGGUAAAUAUUCUAUCGAUGUGAUAGGAAGUUGUGCUUUUGGAUUGAAAUUGGACGCUAUUAAUGAUCCCAAAUCAGAGUUUCGGAAGUAUGGUAAAGCUGUAUUCACACCGUCUUAUUGGAGUCUACUCAGAAAUGCUGUUAUAUUCACGCAACCAUCAUUAGCCAGUAUCCUUCAAAUGAAUAAUUACCCCUUUAAAAAUAUUUUAUUUUUUCGCAAUGCUUUUGAACAGACUAUUCGUGCUCGAGAACAAAGUGGCAUUGAUCGUAAAGAUUUAGUACAACAGCUAAUGAAAGCUAGAAAUGAUUUAGUGAUCAACCCAGCAUUAAGAUAUAAAGACAAAUACUCAGAAUUAGAUAUUGUUGCUAACGCACACAUACUAUUUGUCGCCGGAUUCGAGACUGUGUCUACAUCAAUGAGCUUUUGUUUAUAUGAACUUGCUUUAAGAAAAGACAUUCAAGACAAAGUAAGAAAUGAAAUCCUCAAAGUUAAAUCUGAAAAUAAUAACGGUGAAUUAAAUAGUGAUUGUUUAGGAAAACUUCAUUAUUUACAUAUGGUUAUUAAAGAAACUUUGAGGAAAUACCCUCCACUUGCAGUAUUGAAUAGACAAGUAACACAAGCAUACACGUUGCCUGGAACAAGUAUAACUUUAACACCGGGAACAAAAAUUAUUAUCCCUGUAAGAUCUAUUCAUUAUAAUCCAAAGUAUUAUCCAAAUCCAACAGAAUUUGAUCCCGAACGUUUUUCUGAUGAAAACAUUGAUAAAGUUCAUCCUAACAUUUACAUGCCUUUCGGAAGUGGACCACGAUUAUGCAUUGCUAAAAGGUUUGCUGAGAUGGAAAUGAAAUUAGCAUUAUCAGAAGUAUUAAUCAACUAUGAAGUUUUACCAUGCAAAAAAACACAAAUACCCAUUAAAUAUAUUAUUGGAAGUUUUGUAAGUGCUCCUGAAAGUAUUUGGCUCAAGUUUAGAUCAAAAAAUAUUUAAACAAAGUUUUAUCAGUAAAAAAUUAGUCUUAAAAAAACUCACUUAGAUGAAUUAUGUUUUUUAAAUUUAUACAAAACUUUUUAUUAUUGAAAAAAAUAUGUAUAUAUAAUAAAUAACUACAUUUAUUUUAUAAAUUAAUAGAUUAAUUAUAAAAACGUG
Messenger RNA from Daktulosphaira vitifoliae (grape phylloxera), 3467 nucleotides. RefSeq lists its product as uncharacterized. Bases 108 to 3308 code for a protein of 1066 amino acids. NCBI's taxonomy places the organism in Eukaryota, Metazoa, Arthropoda, Insecta, Hemiptera, Phylloxeridae. The transcript has 11 exons. Gene Ontology annotation, molecular function: monooxygenase activity; heme binding; iron ion binding. The record is from RefSeq and is a predicted model, not a curated record.